AUGACAUCACAUUCGAAUGGAGAUACUCUAACAGGAGAAUUCCUUAUUCUUCCAAGCGAACUUAAGCCAGAAUAUGACCAGCGGCUGGUAUUUGGAUUUGGAUACCUUCCUUCCACCAAUGAGUAUAAGGUUGUUAGAUGCAGUUACACUGAGUUAAACAAUGUGUGGAAGGGGCAUGUGGCGGUAUACACUCUUGGCUCACAAAAUGGGUGGAGGGAAAAAGAAGACAUCCUUUACAUUUUGUAUUCGUCAGGUCUCUUUGUUAAUGGAGUAAUUCAUUGGAUUGGAAAAAUAGGCGAACAGGUGCCUCGGAUUGUCGCCUUCGAUCUGGCGGAUGAGAAGUUCAAAUGCGUCUCGACACUACCUUUAGAUUCUUUUACAGCAUUUGACACUUUUAGACUCAGUUUGUUAGGGGGGAACAUGUGUUUUAUUCACACUGUAUGGGAUGAAAGUCAAGACUGUGACGAAAUCCAAGAUAUAUGGGCAUUAAAAAAACGGGACAACAACGCAAAAAUACGACAACCUAGAGUUACACGAGAGUACUAUGACCACAAUUGGAGUUGGAGUAAGGACUUCCAUAUAGCAUUUGGAGGACCAGAGAUGUGCAAUUAUAAGCCUUUUGCAAUUACAAAGAGCAAUGAAGUUUUAUUAUGCCAGGAUUAUAGGAAACUAUGCAUCUACGACAGUAAUACAUCUACUUUAACUAAGCUUUGGGAUGGUGAUAGUAAUGGUUUUUUUAGGCCUUCAAGCAAUCCCUCACAUGAACACACUUGUUUCUUUAAAGAUUUAGGAGAGUGUUCUGGUGAUAAUGUGACUUCGGAUAUUGAGAGUUCCGACAGUAAGAUGAGUACUAGCUAG
Messenger RNA from Papaver somniferum (opium poppy), 858 nucleotides. RefSeq names its product F-box/kelch-repeat protein At3g06240-like. The coding region runs from base 1 to 858 and encodes 285 amino acids. The record is from RefSeq and is a predicted model, not a curated record. NCBI's taxonomy places the organism in Eukaryota, Viridiplantae, Streptophyta, Magnoliopsida, Ranunculales, Papaveraceae. The transcript has a single exon.